AUGGCGUCAAAACGUGUGAUCAGUAUUUACAUUACAGAGCAGUUUUAUCGUCAUAUAGACGGAACUAUCCAGAAGUUUAAGUCUGUGAAGAAAUAUAUUCAAGAAACAAGUAGGACAACUUUAAAAAACAUGCCAAAAAUUAAAAGUUCUGUCAUAUUAAGGUCAAAAAUUAAAUCAGCUCCACCAUUUCGUCAAAAUACAGAGGUGUCAUAUAUUAUGGAUACAUUUGUUCAACACUGGUAUACUUUAACAAAAUAUAUCGACAAACUUUUUAUGAAUGUUUUUUUUUGUAAAACGACUAUGGGAAGGGUGAUUUGCUUACUUGCAUUUUGUUUUGUUUUGCCAUAUGUUAUACCAAAUAGUAUUUUUGGAUUAAAUACCAAUGUAUCGAGAUAUAGCCUUACUAAUCUUCAAUUGGCUACAGAAAAGCUCAACCCUCUUUUAAGUAGUGUUUUUCCACAACAAAGUGAAUCACAUUAUCAUUUACUUACGUUGGCAAGAGAUCACAUUCGGAAACGUUCACAUGGAUUACCGGUUAUAAUAACUUUUAUUCAUGAAAAAAGAGAUAAAAGUGCUAAACUUUUUAUUUACCAAUACGCUAAUAUUACAGCUUUUCAUAGUAAAAGUAUGGUAACAGAAAUGGAAUCAAAAAAAUUUGGAAGAGAUAAGGAAUCCUUUAAAAAUUCAUUAGAAAAAAGAUUGGAAACAAAUAAUAUUAUAGUAUUAUGGAAUAUACAAGAUCUUGAAUCAGAUUUACCAUUAAUUAUUCACUCAGAAGCUGAUAGUCAUACUUCAUCAAAUAAAAAUGUUUUUUGGAUAUUAACUGUAGAAGUUGACAGUAUAGAUAAUGAUUGUUAUAUAAUAUUGGACAAAUUUUUAAAGGAAGCAUGGAUAGGUAAUCAUGAAAUGUUAAAUACUGAUCAAAUUUUACCUAUUCUAUCACGGAUUUCAACAUUUCCAAUAUGUUUAGAGUAA
This is a messenger RNA of Strongyloides ratti, 975 nucleotides long. RefSeq lists its product as hypothetical. Gene Ontology annotation, biological process: membrane organization. Lineage: Eukaryota; Metazoa; Nematoda; Chromadorea; Rhabditida; Strongyloididae. Gene Ontology annotation, cellular component: membrane. Gene Ontology annotation, molecular function: ATPase activator activity. The transcript is spliced from 2 exons. The record is from RefSeq and is a predicted model, not a curated record. The coding region runs from base 1 to 975 and encodes 324 amino acids.